AUGGCCGAUGAAGACGAGUUUGCGCAGACUCGAGGCAGCGAUGAUCUCUUCGACGAUGAAAUCAUCCCUGUCCCCGCGGAGGAGCAGCAAGUAUCCUCAGACGUACCCCCGCAGGAAGUACCAGAGGCCGCAACGAAGCCGGACGAUACACCAGCUGAGUCGCCUUCUGCUUCUGCUUCACCGGCUCCUGCACAGGCACCAGCUGGGCCACGGCGCGGGGGCGAGAGAGAGAGAGGGAGAGGGCGGGGCCGGGGGAGAGGUCGCGGAGGGAGAGGGACGAAUGCGUCGGGGCGGCGAGGUGAGGGUGGGAAUAAGAAGCCGGUCGAGGGUACACCUGAGCCUGAGAGUGGGAAUGGGAAUGUAGAGGGGGAGAACAAGGCUGAAGAGAAGGACGAUGAUGCUACGUCGGAGUCGAAGGGGUCUAACGGCGGAGCUGAGCAGCGUGUACCGGCUGUUCGUGGUGAUAGGAGUGCUACGGGCGGGAUUAAGAAGCCCAAACUGACCGAAGAGCAACUGACUCAACGAAUGGCAGCCGCCAAAGAAAACGCCGCCAAGCUAUCCGCCGCACACGCCCGCGCAGAAGCAGAUCAAGCAUCCUUCCUCGAGCGCGAGAAAGUCGCCGAUGAGAAACGCCGCCAAGAGCGCGCGAACCGCCGCGUGAUGGAUUCGGAACGAGAGCGUAAUCGCCAGCGGAAGAUGAAUGCUUUGAACGGACGGGAGUGGGAUGCUACCAAGCAGGAGGAGGACUACAAUCCUCGAGGCGGAAAGGGUGGUUUUCGGCGCGGAAUGCACGGUGGUGUUUCGGGGUAUACUCGACGGGACUUUGACGAUGGUCGACCGGAUGAAAAUGGCCGGGACAACCAGGGAGGUUUUCGCGGUAACCAGCGCGGUCGAGGACGUGGUAGGGGUGGACGAGGACGGAACAACUCCCGUGGACCGCGGAGGGAUAGCUGGCAACCUGACGGUGCUUUUGAGAAGCCUACUGCUGCGAUGAACGAAACAACCCCCCCGACGCCUGCGCCGGCUGCUACCAAUGAGGCCGAAUUCCCUGCCCUUCCGGGUGCCAAAGACCGUCCGGGAGAUGCCAAACCGAACUGGGCCGCUGCUGAGAAGAUUGAACCAAGCUGGUCCCCUGUGGAGGGAUCUACAUGGGCAGACCAAGUCGAGGCGCAGUAA
Aspergillus chevalieri is the source of this 1176-nucleotide messenger RNA. RefSeq lists its product as uncharacterized. The transcript is spliced from 2 exons. The coding region runs from base 1 to 1176 and encodes 391 amino acids. NCBI's taxonomy places the organism in Eukaryota, Fungi, Ascomycota, Eurotiomycetes, Eurotiales, Aspergillaceae. The record is from RefSeq and is a predicted model, not a curated record.